AUGGGUAGAGGAGGUUGUGAUUUCUGGGUUUGGUAUGAUGUGGAAAUGUGUGAAAGGUCUAAAGUUGUGAUUCCGGUGUUGCUAAAAAAGCGGGAUAAGUUGGAGAAUUCACUAGCAAAGGCUAGACGUAGAAAGAAGGUUCUUUGGGCAGUAUUAGUGGUGUCGUGGAUGCUUAUUGCAAUGUUUUUCUUUGGAGGGAAUGGUGGGUCAGAUGGACUGAAGCUGAAGACUUUGAAAUUGGCAUGA
Prunus armeniaca (apricot) is the source of this 246-nucleotide messenger RNA. NCBI's taxonomy places the organism in Eukaryota, Viridiplantae, Streptophyta, Magnoliopsida, Rosales, Rosaceae. The record is from the annotation of a GenBank genome assembly.